This is a messenger RNA of Camellia sinensis, 1311 nucleotides long. RefSeq names its product chromatin remodeling protein EBS. Lineage: Eukaryota; Viridiplantae; Streptophyta; Magnoliopsida; Ericales; Theaceae. Gene Ontology annotation, molecular function: chromatin binding. The record is from RefSeq and is a predicted model, not a curated record.
AGAUAGACGCUGUAUGGUGGUGACUAUUCAUGUCCGCACCGCAUCCAAACAAAACCCUUCCCGUCCGAUCUCUGUCCCCCUCCCUCCCUCCUCUUUCUCUCUCCUCUCUCUAGACUAGACACGCUCUCUCUGUCCCCCCAGCAACUAGGGUUUCUGUUCUGCUCUACUCUCUGAAACCUCCAUUUCUGCUUCAAUCACCUCCAAACCCCUCCAUCCAAACUAAGUGUAAGCUCGGAUUCAGCUCUUUCUCUCUCUCUACAAAAUCCAAUACUCCUCUCUUUCUCUCUCAAACAAUAGCUUCAAAGCUCAAUCGUUAAUGGCGAAGACCAAACCAGGCAAGAAAGACGUUGAUUCUUACACCAUCAAAGGCACCAACAAAAUCGUCAGACCUGGGGAUUGUGUGUUGAUGAGACCAUCGGACUCCGAUAAGCCUCCAUAUGUGGCACGCGUGGAGAAGAUCGAGGCCGAUCACCGGAACAACGUUAAGGUUCGGGUUCGGUGGUACUACAGGCCUGAGGAGUCUAUGGGAGGUCGGAGACAGUUUCACGGAGCAAAAGAGUUGUUCUUGUCGGACCACUACGAUGUGCAGAGUGCUCACACGAUAGAAGGGAAGUGCAUUGUUCACACAUUCAAAAAUUACACUAAGCUUGAGAAUGUUGGUGCUGAGGAUUACUUUUGUCGGUUCGAGUAUAAGGCUGCCACCGGAGGUUUCACUCCCGACCGUGUUGCCGUGUAUUGUAAGUGUGAGAUGCCAUAUAACCCAGAUGACCUCAUGGUGCAAUGCGAGGGCUGCAAAGACUGGUUUCAUCCUUCUUGUAUGGGUAUGACUAUUGAGGAAGCAAAAAAAUUGGAACGCUUUUUGUGUUCUGACUGUUCUGAUGAUGAUGCAAAGAGAUCGUUAAACUCAAUCCCGGUAUCACCAUCUGUUGAGGCUAAGGUGGAGCAGCCAAAGCGCAGAAAGAGAUGACGGAUUGGUCAUGAUGCAUGCUGUGGAGGUACUCGUUUUCUUGCGUAUUAGCUGCAGUAUUGUUGUUGUGUUGUUGAAUUGUACAGUGCAGAGAAGGUACAGUGCAGAGAAGGUACUGUGCUUGCACAAACCAGAGGCUUUCCUUAAUUUACUGUAUUGAACCUCAUUAUCUAUAAAUGUUCGUUGAUGUGUGCUAGACUCGGGAAAUGACUCUAUCUUUGUCUUGUCUUCAUGUGACUACAAUUUGUGUGCAAAAUGGGGAUAAAAAAUUGGCAGUAACUUGUUGAAGUUCGGAGUCCUUAAUGCAACAUUAAACUAGAAUUAUUAAGAACUAAACUUGAAUC